AUGCCGGCGAAAUACUCCCAUGUCAAGAAACGGCCGCCUCCCAAGAAACCUCGUAGCGACGGCGCUGCCUCAUCCACGCACCAACACCACCAAGACCAUCAGCACCCCAGCCCUCGCACCGACAAGAGCAUCUCCCACGCCAUGAGCGCGGUCUCCAAACUUGAGCGCACCAUCGCUCGCAUCCUCCUCAUUCGCUUUGAGCAGGACAUGGCCCGCCUCUUCUCUACCCACCUCUACUGCGUCGCCCUCCUCCAUCUUCCGACAUUCGUCCUUCGCUGCGUCACCAUCGGGGGGCCUAGCUGGGUGGCCGCCAAUGCGGAUAGUGACGAGAUCAAAGACUUCUUCCGCACAACCAUUGCAAUGGACAUGCGUCAGGCCGGAGAACGCGUCGCAACGAAGAGCGUACUGUGGACAUAUACCGCACUGAGGCAUUUUGCCAAGUCUAACGGAAUCCCCAUCUGCCAAACACGCGGUCUCCACUCCGCACGCCUCCUUCCUCACUACGACGCCCUCAAAGCCCACCUCGAGUCCCUCGAAACCCGACACUCACCCGCGUUCGCCAAGCCACCCCACCUCGGCCCCCUCACCGAAGGCGUGCGCACGCUGACGGAAGCCUGCGAGAAGAGCUCGCGCUCGCAGGACUGGCAGUACAAGGUGCGCGAGGGCUACGACCGCGUCUGCUCGACGCUCUGGCGCGUCGCGCGCGAGUUCGACGUCCGCGGCUACGGCCUCGUCCUCCGCGACAAGCUCACCUCCAAGUGGUGCGACUGCGGGUGCUCGACGGACCACCUGAGCGAGGUGUGCGAGAAGACGGUCCGGCUGGAGGAGGAGGAGAGCGGCGUUAGGUCGGGCAAGGAGCGGGAGUGGGACGGGCGAGGGUCGGGCGUGGGCGGCUGGGGCACGGAGGAGGAAGAGGACAUGUGGACGGUCGAGUUCGACUUCAUCGGAACCGAACACGAGCUGCAUACAAAGCACGCCGACGGCGGGACGCACGACUGUUGUGACAUGACGGUGACGGAGCUUAUGGAGUGGAGGUAUCUCCGCGCGGAGCGUGAAAAAGAGCAGGGCAACCUGGCGUUCAAAAAGGGCGACUACGAGGAGGCGAUUCAGCGCUACAAGGACGCGUAUGCUGUCGAGCCGGAGAUGCCACACUACCAGCUCAACCUCGCCGCCGCAUAUCUGAAAGUGAACAACUUCGUGGAGGCAGAAAAGGCAUGUGACAUAUCGCUCACCCAACAUAAGAGUGUCAAGGCGCACUGGCGGAGAGCCCAGGCUCGCAAGGCCCAAGGCCAAACAGAGGACGCGUUGCGCGACCUCCGUGCAGUACUUCGUCUUCAGCCGUCAAACUCGGAGGCGUUGACAGAGAUCUGUUUGCUCUGUCCCUCCGAGGCCGCGCGAAUAGAGCAACCGGUAGCUUCUGGCUCAUCCUCCUCCGCUCCUCCGCCGGUCCAGGGGAGCACGUGGAUUCCCGCUCCGAAAGUCCCCAAGCCUUUGCCAUUCGCGCGGGGUGUUCUCGACGACCGCAAGCUCAAAAUCUCCACUAUUCCGAUCACAGUUGAGAUUCCAGAGGACCUGUCGAUUUUUGCUGCGGAUACCGCCUCUCCGAGCAAGACCAAAGCGACCGCUACCGCAAACGCGGACGCCCUCAAAACCUCGUCGGGCCGCAUGAUGAAGCAGACGUUUCAGUAUCCAUCCUGGGAGCGUUAUAUGGUCAGCAAGGCCGACUAG
Epithele typhae is the source of this 1728-nucleotide messenger RNA. RefSeq lists its product as uncharacterized. Bases 1 to 1728 code for a protein of 575 amino acids. NCBI's taxonomy places the organism in Eukaryota, Fungi, Basidiomycota, Agaricomycetes, Polyporales, Epitheliaceae. The transcript is spliced from 6 exons. Gene Ontology annotation, molecular function: protein binding. The record is from RefSeq and is a predicted model, not a curated record.